Molecule: messenger RNA, 618 nt
Organism: Gorilla gorilla gorilla (western lowland gorilla)
Lineage: Eukaryota; Metazoa; Chordata; Mammalia; Primates; Hominidae
Product: HLA class II histocompatibility antigen, DP alpha 1 chain-like
Exons: 2
Coding region: 1-618 (205 amino acids)
Biological process (GO): antigen processing and presentation; immune response
Cellular component (GO): membrane; MHC class II protein complex
Source: RefSeq, a predicted model, not a curated record
AUGUUUGAAUUUGAUGAGGAGGAGCAGUUCUACGUGAACCUGGAUGAGAAGGAGAUGGUCUGGCUUCUACCAGAGUUUAUUCACACCUUUGACUUUGGUGCUCAGAGAGGUGUUGCUGGCAUCGUCAUGGCUCCUUGGGUUCUAUCCCCUUUUGGAGCCCCCACCGAGGUGACCGUCUUUCCCAAGGAGCCUGUGGAGCUGGGCCAGCCCAACACCCUCGUCUGCCAUGUUGACAAGUUCUUCCCACCAGUGCUGAACAUCAUGUGGCUGCACAGUGGGGAGCCAGUCAUUGAGGGUAUUGCAGAGACCAUCUUCCUGCCCAGCAACAAACUCAGAUUCCACAGGUUCCACUACCUGACCCUCGUUCCCAUGGCCGAGGACACCUGUGACCUCCAGGGGGAGCACCAGCCUCUCCUCAGGCACUGGGGUAUGGAGCGCCCUCCCUCUGCCAUCACGGCCUUGGCACCACCUUUAUUUCCUGGACCCAUCGCCCCUCAGCACCUGCCUUCCUCAAUCCCAUGUUUUAUGGUCACUUUAUCCAAAUUUCACCAUCUCAUGGUUUCGAAUACCCAACACCUCCCACACCCAAGGCCAGCCCCUGCUCUCUGUACCUUAUAA